This is a messenger RNA of Onychostruthus taczanowskii (white-rumped snowfinch), 1590 nucleotides long. RefSeq names its product phospholipase D family member 5 (gene PLD5). Bases 1 to 1590 code for a protein of 529 amino acids. NCBI's taxonomy places the organism in Eukaryota, Metazoa, Chordata, Aves, Passeriformes, Passeridae. The record is from RefSeq and is a predicted model, not a curated record. Gene Ontology annotation, molecular function: catalytic activity. The transcript is spliced from 10 exons.
AUGGAAGUCAGGCAUGACUGGCUCUCCUCAUCCCCCCAUGAGGGCUUCGAGCAGAUGAGGCUGAAGAGCAGACCCAGGGAGCCUUCCCCAAGCCUCACCAGAGUAGGUGCGAACUUCUACAGCACUGUCAAGCAGCAGGACUACAGUGCCAGUGUCUGGCUGAGGAGGAAAGACAAACUGGAGCACUCCCAGCAAAGAUGCAUUGUGAUCUUUGCACUGGUAUGCUGCUUUGCAAUUCUGGUUGCACUGAUAUUUUCGGCAGUGGAUAUUAUGGGAGAAGAUGAGGAUGGACUCUCAGAAAAGAACUGUCAAAAUAACUGUCGGGUUGCUCUCGUGGAAAAUAUUCCUGAAGGGAUCAACUAUUCAGACAGUGCACCAUCCCAUUUGUCUCUUUUCCAAGGCUGGAUGAAUUUGCUUAAUAUGGCUGAAAAGUCUGUUGACAUAGUAUCUUCCCAGUGGGACCUCAAUCACAGUCAUCCAUCAGCAUGCCAGGGUCUGCGUCUAUUUGAAAAACUGCUUGAACUGGCGUCCCGAAAUAUUGAGAUAAAACUAGUGAGCGAUAAACUGCCCGUGGAAUCAAAGGUAUUAAACGACUUGAAAACAAAGGGUGCUGAAGUGUUGUAUAUGAACAUGUCAGCAUAUAAUGAAGGUCGGCUUCAGUCUUCGUUCUGGAUUGUUGAUAAGCAGCACGUAUACAUUGGAAGUGCCAGCCUGGACUGGAGAUCGUUGGGACAGAUGAAGGAACUUGGCGUCAUCGUAUACAACUGUAGCUGCCUGGUCCUGGAUUUACAAAGGAUAUUUGCCCUGUAUAGCUCAUUAAGGUAUAAGAAUAAAAUACCUCCGAGUUGGUCUAAGAGACUCUAUGGAGUGUACGAUACUCAAAAUAAACUGACACUGCAGCUGAACGAGACAAAAUCAGAAGCUUUUGUGUCGAACUCACCUAAACUCUUCUGCCCCAAGGACAGAGUCCUGGAUAUCGAAGCUAUCUACAGUGUUAUUGACGAUGCCAAACAGUUUGUGUACAUUGCUGUCAUGGACUACUUGCCCAUUGUCAUCGACACCAAUGCUAAACGGUACUGGCCGUAUUUAGAUGGGAAGAUAAGAGAAGCAUUAGUUUUACGAAGUAUUAAAGUGCGACUUCUCAUAAGUUUCUCAAGAGACACAGAUCCCCUUACUUUCAACUUUGUUUCAUCUCUGAAAGCUAUUUGCACUGAAGUUCCAAGCUGUAGUUUGAAAGUUAAAUUCUUUGACCUUGAGGAAGAGAGUGCCUGCUUUCUUAAAGAACAGAAGAACACUUCCCUUCCCAAACUGAAUCGUAACAAAUACAUGGUGACUGAUGGAGCUGCGUAUAUUGGUAAUUUUGAUUGGGUAGGAAAUGCUUUUACGCAGAAUGCUGGAGCUGGCCUUGUUAUCAACCAAGCAGACGCGGGGAACAGCACAAGCAUCAUUAAGCAACUCAAGGCUGUUUUUGAAAGGGACUGGUAUUCACAUUAUGCCAAAAGUUUACAACCAACAAAAAUCCCAAACUGCUUUAACCACAAACUCAAUAAAGGAACUUCAAAUAAGACUUCCAUGAGCAAUGUGAAUUAG